UUGCUACAACGCAAACAUGGAGGACGGCGGAGUGCUGGUUGAGAAACCUCAGGAUGAAGUGCCGGCAUUGCUGAAUUCAAGACCUCAAACUGGCUUGUCCUUCUUGGCUCCUGAACCAGAAGAUCUGGAGGACCUUUACAGCAGAUAUAAGAAGUUGCAGCAGGAGCUAGAGUUUUUGGAGGUGCAGGAGGAAUACAUUAAAGAUGAGCAGAAGAACCUGAAGAAGGAAUUCCUUCAUGCCCAAGAGGAGGUGAAGAGGAUACAGAGCAUCCCUCUGGUUAUUGGGCAGUUUCUAGAAGCGGUUGACCAGAAUACUGCUAUUGUGGGCUCAACCACAGGCUCCAAUUACUAUGUACGAAUUCUGAGCACAAUUGACAGAGAACUGUUGAAGCCCAAUGCGUCUGUUGCUCUACACAAACACAGCAAUGCGCUGGUGGAUGUUCUUCCUCCAGAGGCUGACAGCAGCAUCAUGAUGCUCACAUCAGAUCAAAAACCAGAUGUGACCUACUCUGAAAUCGGAGGAAUGGACAUCCAAAAACAGGAAGUGAGAGAGGCUGUUGAGCUUCCUCUUACACAUUUUGAGCUCUACAAACAGAUUGGUAUCGAUCCACCCAGAGGAGUGCUUAUGUAUGGACCCCCUGGCUGUGGAAAGACUAUGCUGGCAAAAGCUGUGGCUCACCACACUACAGCGGCCUUCAUCCGUGUUGUGGGCUCAGAGUUUGUGCAGAAAUAUCUGGGCGAGGGUCCGCGCAUGGUACGAGAUGUCUUUCGACUGGCGAAAGAGAAUGCCCCAGCCAUCAUCUUCAUUGAUGAGAUUGAUGCUAUUGCUACUAAGCGUUUUGAUGCACAGACUGGAGCUGACAGAGAAGUGCAGAGAAUCUUGCUUGAGCUCCUCAAUCAAAUGGAUGGCUUCGAUCAGAAUGUGAAUGUGAAGGUCAUCAUGGCCACAAACAGGGCUGACACUCUAGACCCAGCCUUGUUGCGCCCUGGUAGACUGGACCGUAAGAUUGAGUUCCCGCUACCUGACCGUCGACAGAAGCGUCUAGUGUUUUCCACCAUCACCAGCCAGAUGAACUUGUCGGAGGAAGUCGACCUGGAAGACUAUGUUGCCAGGCCUGACAAGAUCUCUGGUGCAGAUAUCAACUCUAUUUGCCAGGAGGCUGGAAUGCUUGCUGUGCGUGAAAACCGUUAUAUUGUGCUGGCAAAGGAUUUUGAGAAGGCUUACAAGACUGUUAUUAAGAAGGAUGAGCAGGAACACGAGUUCUACAAAUAGAGUAAUCAUUGACUAGAUAUUUGGCAUUAGCUCUUAUCCUGUUGAAACCUUUAUCUGUGUGUACAGUGUAUUGUUAAGGAUGUAACACUUGAACCUUGAUUUAUCCAUUCAGGGUUUACUGCUUGUACUGGGACUUUGAUUUCACAGGAUUUAUUUACACAUAAAAUAUGGAUGCAUCAACAUGCGCAUUUGGUGAGCAUGUAAUCUGUUUAUUGAAGAAAGAACAACACAAAUACAACUAUCAAGAUGUUUUCCAUAAAUGAGUUUAAAUAAAGACGUUUUUGAUAACAAA
This is a messenger RNA of Triplophysa rosa, 1565 nucleotides long. It is a transcript of the gene psmc4, whose product is annotated as proteasome 26S subunit, ATPase 4. Bases 17 to 1273 code for a protein of 418 amino acids. Gene Ontology annotation, biological process: proteasome-mediated ubiquitin-dependent protein catabolic process. Lineage: Eukaryota; Metazoa; Chordata; Actinopteri; Cypriniformes; Nemacheilidae. The record is from RefSeq and is a predicted model, not a curated record. Gene Ontology annotation, cellular component: proteasome regulatory particle, base subcomplex. The transcript is spliced from 11 exons. Gene Ontology annotation, molecular function: proteasome-activating activity; ATP binding; ATP hydrolysis activity.